Morus notabilis is the source of this 2690-nucleotide messenger RNA. RefSeq names its product glyoxysomal fatty acid beta-oxidation multifunctional protein MFP-a. Gene Ontology annotation, molecular function: (3S)-3-hydroxyacyl-CoA dehydrogenase (NAD+) activity; NAD+ binding. The transcript is spliced from 18 exons. Gene Ontology annotation, biological process: fatty acid beta-oxidation. The coding region runs from base 190 to 2370 and encodes 726 amino acids. Lineage: Eukaryota; Viridiplantae; Streptophyta; Magnoliopsida; Rosales; Moraceae. The record is from RefSeq and is a predicted model, not a curated record. Gene Ontology annotation, cellular component: peroxisome.
ACGUCUUCAACGUCAUAUCAAUGUGAAAUCGGGCACGACACAACUCCCACCCCCCCACGGCUACAAACUUUAAUUAAAACCCAACAGACCCACCCAACAAACAUUUGAAAGACCCUUCCUUUGUUUAACGACGACACAUAUUUUUAGAGAGAGAGAGAGAGAGAGAGAGAGAGAGAGAGAGAGAGUAGAAUGGGGAGCAACGCAAAGGGUCGGACUGUGAUGGAAGUGGGAGCUGAUGGGGUGGCUCUGAUCACCAUCAUCAACCCUCCCGUCAAUUCCCUCUCUUUUGAUGUGUUAUAUGGCUUAAAAGCAAAUUACGAGGAAGCCUUACGAAGAAACGAUGUAAGGGCAAUCGUUAUCACGGGUGCCAAGGGCAAAUUUUCUGGUGGCUUUGAUAUAAGUGCUUUCGGUGGUCUGCAAGGGGGACAACAGGCCGAGCAUGCAAGGCCUGGUUUUAUUUCAGUGGAGCUUGUCACCGACACUUUAGAAGCCGCAAGGAAGCCUUCGGUUGCUGCCAUUGAUGGCCUUGCAUUAGGUGGAGGACUGGAGGUUGCAAUGGCAUGCCAUGCACGUAUUUCAACUCCUACUGUGCAACUAGGCUUGCCUGAACUUCAGCUUGGAAUAAUUCCCGGAUUUGGAGGAACACAGCGGCUGCCACGACUUGUCGGUCUCACAAAGUCGCUUGAAAUGAUGUUGACAUCAAAGCCAGUUAAAGGGGAUGAAGCUCUUAGUUUGGGCCUUGUGGAUGCUCUCGUAGCACCUAAUGAGUUGGUAAGCACAGCGCGCCAAUGGGCCCUGGAUAUCGUGGAGCGUAGAAGACCUUGGGUUGCUAGUCUUCACAAGGCUAACAAGUUGGAAUCCCUCGGGGAAGCAAGGGAAAUACUAAAGUUUGCAAGAGCACAGGUCCGGAAGCAGGCUCCAAAUCUCAAACAUCCAUUGGUUUGCAUUGAUGUGAUUGAAGAGGGUAUAGUUUCGGGUCCCAGGGCAGGACUUUGGAAGGAAGCUGAAGCUUUUCAAGGACUUCUGCAUUCUGAUACUUGCAAGAGCUUAGUCCAUGUCUUCUUUGCUCAACGGGGAACAACAAGGGUUCCUGGGGUUACUGACCUUGGAUUGGUGCCAAGACAAGUGAAAAAGGUCGCUGUACUAGGUGGAGGAUUAAUGGGCUCCGGAAUAGCUACUGCAUUGAUUCUUAGCAAUUAUCCUGUGAUUUUGAAAGAAGUGAAUGAUAAGUUUUUGCAAGCUGGGAUUGGUAGAGUCAGAGCUAAUCUGCAAAGCCGUGUUAAGAAAGGGAAAAUGACACAAGAAAAGUUUGACAAAACCAUUUCUCUUCUUAAGGGUGUGCUCGACUAUGAGAGCUUUAAGGACGUGGACAUGGUCAUCGAGGCUGUUAUUGAGAAUGUCUCUUUGAAGCAACAAAUUUUCGCUGAUCUUGAAAAAUACUGCCCACCACAUUGCAUACUUGCCAGCAACACUUCCACAAUUGACUUGAACCUGAUUGGAAAGAAGACAAAGUCCCAGGACCGGAUUAUUGGAGCCCAUUUCUUUAGCCCUGCACAUGUCAUGCCACUUUUGGAAAUCAUCCGUACUAAUAAGACAUCUCCUCAAAUUAUAGUUGACUUGCUAGAUGUUGGAAAGAAGAUAAAGAAAACCCCAGUUGUGGUUGGAAACUGCACAGGCUUUGCCGUCAACAGGAUGUUCUUCCCUUACACACAAGCAGGUCUUUUGCUUGUUGAACAUGGUGCAGAUGUCUACCACAUUGAUAGGGUGAUCACCAAAUUCGGAAUGCCAAUGGGCCCCUUCAGAUUGGCCGAUCUGGUUGGUUUUGGCGUGGGAAUUGCGACUGGCAUUCAAUUUAUUGAGCAUUUCCCGGAGAGAACAUAUAAGUCCAUGCUUAUACCACUUAUGCAGGAGGAUGGGAGAGCAGGUGAAUCCACUAAGAAAGGAUUCUAUGCUUACGGUGACAAACGCAAGGCCAACCCGGAUCCUGAAUUGAAAAAAUAUAUUGAGAAGGCAAGGAGCAUGUCUGGUGUUGCAAUUGACCCUAAGCUAGUGAAGUUGCCAGAGAAGGAUAUCGUGGAGAUGAUAUUCUUUCCUGUGGUGAAUGAGGCGUGCCGUGUCCUUGCUGAAGGAAUUGCGGUCAAAGCAGCUGACCUUGAUAUUGCUUCUGUCAUGGGCAUGGGUUUCCCGCCUUACAGGGGUGGUCUUCUAUUCUGGGCUGAUUCUCUUGGAUCAAAAUACAUCUGUUCAAGAUUGGAGGAAUGGUCCAAGACUUACGGAGACUUCUUCAAGCCUUGCGCAUAUUUGGCCGAAAGAGCUGCAAAGGGUGCUCCUCUUAGUGCCCCGUUGGAGCAAGCAAAAUCUCGGUUAUAAGAGAACACGGUCGCAAUGCCCGUUUCGAGAUUCUCUCAUCAUUUUCAUCCUCUCUUCUUUUUUCCCUCUUUUCCUUAGUGUUGGAACUGUGGAUCAGGAAUAACUACUUCGUAAUGUAUGAGAUAGGAGAUUGGGAUCUAUGAGAAAAUGAGUUGCAAAACCAUAGCUUAAUUAAUAAUAGUCUCAAAAUAGGAACUGUUGAAGGCUAAAGCUUGCAUCAUUUGCUCCCCCUAGUGACAUAAUGUUAUUUGGCCCUUUGAUGCAAUAAGAAGGAUAUUUGUUUAUUUAUUUUUAUUUUAAGGAAGCCUACUUUUGAGGCA